AUGGCAACUGCUCUGCUUCCUGCUCCCCAUCCUGAACGAAUUGUCCCGGAUCCCCCAGAAGAGCGUGGGCCCCCGAAAACCACAGCGGGGAGGGAGGCGGCCAGCGAGGAGAGUGACAGCCAGCGGGGUCAGAGACUGGCAUUAGGAAAGUGCUGCAAUGCACAACACAUGCUACUGGCCACCCAGGAUAAUGCUCCUCUCGGACGUAUUCUAACAUAUGAGACAAACCUCAGCCAUACAAUUGGAGUGAAUGAGCAUAUCUUCCAGAUGCUGCCAAAGAUUACUCCUUUCCUCAGGAAACCCUUCAACACCUGUGCUGUGGUCGGCAAUGGUGGCAUUUUACAGAACAGUUCCUGCGGGGAGGAAAUUGACAGCAUGGAUUUUGUGUUCAGGCUUAAUCUGCCUCCUCUUAAUCUGGUAGAAGACAUUGGUACAAAGUCCCAUCUCGUCACUGCUAACCCAAGCAUUCUGAUACAAAAGUUUGAAAGGCUGUAUGGAAGACGGAAGUCAUUCAUCAAACUUGUCAAAGGUUACGGACCCGCAAUGAUCAUACUGCCAGGUUUCUCCUACAGGAGCCUAACGGCGCUUUCCUUCCGGGCCUUGUACACGGUAGAAGACUUUGAUUUGGAAAACAAAGUUGCGUUCUUCCAUCCAGAGUAUCUCAGGAACCUUUCCAGCUACUGGAGAGAGAAGGGCGUUAAGGCCAAGCGUCUGUCUUCAGGGCUCAUGCUGGUCAGUGCUGCCAUUGAACUCUGCAACAAAGUCAACCUCUACGGAUUUUGGCCCUUUUCUAACGACACGGAAGGGAAUGCGAUCUCUCACCACUAUUAUGAUGACAUAAAUCCCAAACCCGGCUUCCACUCCAUGCCCGAUGAGUUCUAUAACUACAUGAAAAUGCAUGCAAUGGGAGCGCUCCAUCUGCAAGUCGGGAAGUGUUAA
Nanorana parkeri is the source of this 939-nucleotide messenger RNA. RefSeq names its product alpha-2,8-sialyltransferase 8F-like. Gene Ontology annotation, biological process: oligosaccharide metabolic process; N-glycan processing. NCBI's taxonomy places the organism in Eukaryota, Metazoa, Chordata, Amphibia, Anura, Dicroglossidae. The coding region runs from base 1 to 939 and encodes 312 amino acids. The transcript is spliced from 5 exons. Gene Ontology annotation, molecular function: alpha-N-acetylneuraminate alpha-2,8-sialyltransferase activity. The record is from RefSeq and is a predicted model, not a curated record.